Messenger RNA from Hibiscus syriacus, 968 nucleotides. RefSeq lists its product as uncharacterized. The coding region runs from base 193 to 636 and encodes 147 amino acids. The transcript has 3 exons. The record is from RefSeq and is a predicted model, not a curated record. NCBI's taxonomy places the organism in Eukaryota, Viridiplantae, Streptophyta, Magnoliopsida, Malvales, Malvaceae.
UUCAUUGAGAAGUGUGGAUGUCUUGUUUUUCCAGGGGCAGUUGAAUUAUAGGAUCAAAAGGGUCUCAAGAUCACAUUUGCUCCCAAAUUCCCAGUACCAGAAUCUUAACAGGGAUUUUGAACAAUUGAUGAAUACGAGGUGUGAUUCGGGCACUUAUUUUUUAAUUAAGCUCAAAGAAAGAUUCGUUCGACUAUGAGUGAGUUUGGUACUGAAAGAUCGAGGCCAUGGAACAUAUAUACGAGUUCGGAUCCGAGUCCAUCUCAAGCAGUAGCAGCCGACAAGGGAACUCCUUGGAAAAGCUUUGGAACAUCCAUGAAUGCAAUUUCUUUUGGAUUUGUUGCUACAGCCAUCUUGAUAUCGAUGUUUCUCAUAAUGGCCAUCUUCGAACACCUUUUCCGGCCUAAUCCCGCUUUCUCUUCACCCGAUCACGUUACGAACGGUGCUUUACGACCCGGGACGGUUCAGAAACUUGGGAAUCAAGAAAGGGUAUCGGCACCACACGCAUCCGAUUUCUCGGUAGUGAUGCCGGGAGAGCGGCAUCCGACCCACAUUGCGCAACAUGCUCCUCGCCCAUGCCCAAGGGAAGGCAUCUAUUGGCCACCGCAUGAACAUAAUUUUGUGUCCCCCCAAGUGUAAUUACAAAACCAAGCAAAGCAUCAUCAAGGAUGUAUGUAUAUUUUAUCAACACAUGCUCACUUUCUAUAUAUAUAUACUAUCGUUAUCCAAUGAAAAUAUUGUAUCUUGAAGCUGCUUUGCGAGAGAAAUCUACUCCAUGCUUUGCAGGAUGUAGGAACAAAUCUAUUCUUGAUAAUAAACUUGCCUGAUGAACAAUCUGAAAGAGCAGAAUCCCUCUUAUAAAUUCAGGGUUUGCAGAAAAAGGGUUUGCAUUGAUACCGGAAAUUACAGAGGGGGAGUUUUCCGGGGGAGGGGGGGUUGGCCCACCAAGGCAAACGGGUAAAUUAUUUGAG